GGAGAAAUCCUUCUUCGGCAGUGUUGUUUUGAUUAAACGGUGCAUUUCAGGGGUUUAUUCCCCUAUCUAAACCGUUCUUGUAGAUGAAAGACAGGUGUUGGUGACAUCAUGGUACCACUCCUGUUGUACCGCAUCGUCAGCUCCCUAAGCUGCCAUCUAACCCAGAUCACCCUCAGCCGGAUCUACCCUAGCACUGCCACCACCAUCUCCCGCUGCCUCUCCUCCCUUACAUCCUACCCAGCCAGAGUGCUCCUGACCCCGGGUAGACCCAUCCAGCCGCUGGCCUCUUCUCCUCGAUCUUCUCCCCAGGAUGGUGGCUCCCUCCUAGGCCAGUGUCAGCACCUGGCCUGCCUCCAGCCCGCUUCAGGGAUGAAAACCAAGAGCGCUCUGAAACGGCGCUGUAAAGAUUGCUUCUUUGUGGUACGGCGGGGUCGUCUAUUUGUGUUCUGUAAGGCUCACCCCAGACACAAGCAGAGACAGGGGUGAAGAGGAGAUGGGGGGGUGACGACAAUGUUUGUAUGGUCCUCUAAAUUGUUUGUUACCUGAAUUGCCACAGUAAAGUUUUUGACUGAU
Messenger RNA from Salvelinus fontinalis (brook trout), 573 nucleotides. Its product is annotated as 39S ribosomal protein L36, mitochondrial-like. The record is from RefSeq and is a predicted model, not a curated record. Gene Ontology annotation, cellular component: mitochondrial large ribosomal subunit; ribosome. Bases 109 to 486 code for a protein of 125 amino acids. Gene Ontology annotation, biological process: translation; ribosome biogenesis. Lineage: Eukaryota; Metazoa; Chordata; Actinopteri; Salmoniformes; Salmonidae. The transcript is spliced from 2 exons. Gene Ontology annotation, molecular function: structural constituent of ribosome.